Molecule: messenger RNA, 1847 nt
Organism: Saccostrea cuccullata (small rock oyster)
Lineage: Eukaryota; Metazoa; Mollusca; Bivalvia; Ostreida; Ostreidae
Exons: 2
Coding region: 67-1695 (542 amino acids)
Molecular function (GO): zinc ion binding; ubiquitin protein ligase activity
Source: RefSeq, a predicted model, not a curated record
UUAGGGACACGACUGUUAUGAAAACAGAGAGAUUGAAUUGGUAGGAACUUUGUAACAUUGCCAAAGAUGGCCACCAGUACAACUAGAGCACAAGACGUUAUCCUGUGUCACCUCUGUCACAGGAGACCCGCCCUUCUUCACUGUAAUCCCUGUCAGGUCAACUUAUGUGAAGAAUGCGUCGGAAAACACUAUAUGACGUCAUCGUCCUCCAAUCACGAAAUUGUCAAAUACCGAGAGAGAAAAUUCCAUCUUUCAUUUCCAAACUGCAAAGCUCAUAGUUGCGAAAAGUGUACUGUUAAGUGCCAGAACUGUGAUGUAGAAGUUUGCCUCAAAUGCCUCAGCGGAGCCCAUAAUGGGCAUAAAAUUAUUGAAAUCAAGGACAUUGUUGAUGAAAAGAAAAAGCUGGUGGAGAAAGACUCAGCUUAUCUAAAGGAAGAUAUCAUUCCAAAAUUUGAAAAAGCAGAUACAGAAUUAGAAUCGAAAAUUGCGGCUUUAAAUGCUAAAUGUGACGAAUUAGAACAGUCAGUCACAAAGCAUGGGCUAAAAUGGCAGCGAUGCAUUGAAGAAAUCGUAGCGAAAAACAAGAGAGAUAUUGCAGAAAUGAGAGGAAAUGGCAUAAAGAAAUUAAAAGAAUACCAAAAAGAAAUCAAAAAUAAUCUUGCAAGACUGAAUAAAAUUGCUCUGGAGAACAAAAAGAUUUCUCAGUCCAUGGACGUUAGUGACAUCACAAGAUAUGAAAGCCAUAUUCAGAAGUAUCUUAAUAUCUCCUUACAAAUAGAUCUGGAACUACCAGCUUUUGCUUCCAAGGACAUAGAUAAAGGUAAACUUUACCAAGAUUUUGGGAAAGUAAAGGAACCUAAGAUCCAAACAGAACCGAUCAACAGAUUAGAUGUAUCCAGUGCGCUUCUAGACAAAGCCAUAAAAAUCGCAUCCUUCCACACUGGAAUAACACCGUUGAAUAGGAUUGCAUGUGUAAAUACAGAGGAGGUGUGGGUAACGGGGAAGAAUCUUAAAACCAUCACUCGUAUUAACGUACAAGGUUCUGUACAGGAAACCAUAACUUCUACUUGUCGAAAUCAUCCUACUGAUAUUUCAGUUUCAAAUGAAGGACAUCUACUGUACACAGACUUUGAAAAUCAAAUAAUUAAUGAUGUCCACGAGACAACAGCACAGAUUACAACACCACGAUUAUGGAAACCAGUAGGACUGUGUUGCACAGAAUCAGGUGACGUACUGGUCAGUAUGUGUACAUUUAAUGAAGAACAUUAUAAAAUUGUCCGUUAUGAAGGUCAAACAAUAAAGCAGGAGAUAGAAAAGGACGACCAAGGUAAACCACUAUAUAGGGGAGGAAAAAAGAUGCUGUUUGUAACAGAAAACAACAACGGGGAUAUUUGUGCAUCUGAUUGUAAUGCUAAAGAUAUCGUUGUGGUGAACAAGGCUGGAAAACUCCGUUUCCGAUAUAAAGGACAACAAACGAUGAAAAAACAGUUUUAUCCUAUCGCUAUUAAAACAAACUCCGCUGAUCGUAUAAUAGUAGAGGAUGGCGGGAAUUGCUGUACUCACAUCAUUAAUCAGGACGGUCAGUUUCUCUGUAGUCUGGAUUUCUGUGGAAAAAUGAGUGUGGACACAAUAGGGCGAUUGUGGGUGGGGGAGUAUGAGAGUGGAAUUGUGAAGAUCAUAAAAUACACAAAAUAAAGGGGCUGAUUUCAUUAAUACAAUCUGCGAUGAAAUGUUUUAAAAAUAUUUACUUUUUUUUAGAUAAUGGAAAUGUUUUAGUGUGGUGUUUCAUUAAUUGUCAUAAUGUAGAAAAAAUGUGAUAAAUGGGACCUUAAAUUAAAUUACUCAAG